Pungitius pungitius (ninespine stickleback) is the source of this 5322-nucleotide messenger RNA. RefSeq names its product NACHT, LRR and PYD domains-containing protein 3-like. Gene Ontology annotation, molecular function: protein binding. The record is from RefSeq and is a predicted model, not a curated record. Gene Ontology annotation, biological process: intracellular signal transduction. The transcript is spliced from 9 exons. Bases 1952 to 4987 code for a protein of 1011 amino acids. NCBI's taxonomy places the organism in Eukaryota, Metazoa, Chordata, Actinopteri, Perciformes, Gasterosteidae.
AGGAAGAAGAAGAAGUGAGGGAGAGUGUGUAGAAAGUCUCCAGAGUUUCACAUUUUAAAGUGUUCACUUCCUGUGAGUAUGUCCUGUGGUACAGUGUGUGUUUAGUGUGUGUUUGUGUGAUAACGGGCCGUGAACAUUUCCUUUUACUGCUUAGACGAUAAAUACGGAAAUGAAAUGAAAAUACGUAAGUACCACCGUUUGUUUCGCUUUUUACAUUUUAAACUAAAACAGGAAAACGUAAAUGUCCUUUUCCCGUGUUCAGAUUCAGAAGGUCUGUGAGGCAAACAUCUACCAGCGUAACAUUCGGAGGAAUUAAAGGAUAUAAAGACACAAUCCAGCAGUGGGGGGGGGCACCGUCAUUUUGUGUUGAACGCGCUCUCGCUGCUGGGCUCGUGCACGUGAGCUACGACGUGCGCAGAGAGCAGUUGAAAUGCCCAGAGGCCCUUUCUCAACGUGUUCUGUUGACAGGUUCCUGACUCCGUUUGAGCUGCACGGCGAAGUAACGACUCAAAGGGACGUUGGUCUCUUCAGCCACAGAGUGAACGUCCCCCUUAUAAGCUGCCUCAAAGCAUGACUCCGCCACCUCUUUGUUGACGCCUCAGCCUUGUUGGGACAUGGUGGACAUUCACCAACCAUCCACUACUCCGUCCAUCAGGAGCAUCAAGGGUUGCACGGCACUCGUCCGUCAACAACAAACAGUUUGAAAGUAAGUCUUCAUUUAGUCCUGAGCCCACUGCAAACUUUUUUGCUUGUGAUCCUGUCACAUGCAGAGUCAGAUCAUAGUUAUCAAGGAUACCACGUAGUUCUAUGGACCCUCUGUCCUGGGGACAUUACAUGCUCUAGACAACAGUUCACUAACUCAUCAAAGAAGGUUGCCCAGUCUGUAAAUGUUCAGGAAUAAAGCUUGUGUGGAAGUGAGAGCCAAAUAUUCAAAUGAAGGGAAAUGAAUGUUGUCUCGAGUAAUAAAGCAUCCGAAUGGGAGUUGGAACCUUCUUUAUUUGCGACCACAGUUUAACACAACAAAUCCAUGAGCCGAGUUUCUGACCCACUCCUACUACGGUAACACCUUAGGGUCAAACAGUACAGCUAUCUACAAUGACCAAAGGCCCUCUGCUUGCAUUUAACAGAAUCUUUAAAUAAAAUAGCAACUCCACCCACUUUGUGCUCUGGUUUCGCUCAUGAAACUGAAGUUUGCUGAUUCAAUAAGAACAGUUGCAUUGUUUUCUUGGUAUAACAAGGUUUCAAGUCCAGAUUGUGUCUAAAUAUAUAAAAUAAUUGAUUUAAAAAGGUUUUAGGAGAGAAAGUGGGCAGAGGGGUGAGUUCAGUUCCAACAGUUCUUUCAUGUAGUCAGUGAACUCCAUGCAGGGGGUGGGGGGAAAGGGAUGGGAAGGGGACCUGGAUGGAGUUUGAAGGGUGGGACUGGGAAGUAAGGACACGUCCUCUUGGAGUGGUGGAGGAAGCGGGUCGUCGGAGGUGGUCCCUGAUGAUGAUUUUGGAGGCUCCUCCCCUUGGUUCUCCUUAGACAAGGAGUCGUUCCCAUACGAUCUCUGCGGUGGAGCUGUGUGGUCGUCUCUUGUUUGGAUUCCUUUUGUCUCUCGUCCCUGGAAAUGGGAACAGACAGGUGGGAAAAAAAGUUAGAGGUAAACAAUCUUAACUUCGGUCUUCACUCAGACACAAACAUUGGUCUCCUGGGUGACACAUUGUGUCUUUUGAUCCAACUUGAUGUACUUAUACUUCACAAUUGUUUUGAUUAUGAAUUGAUUUGUUUGAUAAAUGCAAAUAACACAGCAUUACUGUUGUUGCAGGUGAAGCUGUGAACAACCUUCACACUUCCCCAAUAUUCACAGAUUCAUCCAACUUGUGUCCACCAAGAGGACGCUGACUUCAUCAGAGGUGCUUUAGAAAGAGGGAGAAGAAUUCUAUUUUAUUGUGAAACAAAACCAAUGAACCGAUGGAGAAAGUCAAGAAGGAAAUCCUGAGCAUUUUAAAGGAGCUCAAGGAGGAGGACUACAAAGAGUUCAAGUGGUACCUGGAGAACCAUCCAAGCCCAGAAGACCCCCGAUCAAUCCCACCCUGUGGCCUGCAGAACGCAGACAGGAUGGACACAGUGGACCUGAUCGUACGAUGCUACGACACAGACUCGGUUCAAGUGACCAUGAAGGUUUUGGAAGAGAUGAAAAUGAACGAUCUGGCCGAAAAAUUAUCCAAAAUGAACCUUAACCCAACAGGCGAAACGAAUCCUGCAGGAGGAGAUAGAGGUCAAGAGAUUUUCACCAACUGUCAACGUGAACUCAAAUCCAACCUGAAGAAGAGGUUCCAGUCUGUGUUUGAGGGCAUCGCUAAAGCAGGAAACUCAACCCUUCUAAAUAAGAUCUACACAGAGCUCUACAUCACAAAGGGAGGGACUGCAGAGGUCAAUCAAGAACAUGAGGUCAGACAGAUUGAAAAAGCAUUCUGGAAACCAGCCAGACCAGAAACAACCAUCAGACAAGAAGACCUCUUCAAAGCCUCAGAUGGAGGAGAGGAACCAAUCAGAACAGUGAUGACUAAGGGAGUGGCUGGCAUUGGGAAAACAGUCUUAACACAGAAGUUUACUCUGGACUGGGCUGAGGACAAAGACCACCAGGACAUACAGUUCACAUUUCCAUUCACCUUCAGAGAGCUGAAUGUGCUGAGAGAGAAGUUCAGCUUGGUGGGACUUGUUCAUCACUUCUUCAGUGAAACCAGAGCUGCAGGAAUCUGCAGGUUUGAAGAGUUCCAGGUUGUGUUCAUCUUUGACGGUCUGGAUGAGUGUCGACUUCCUCUAGACUUCCACAACAAUGAGAUCCUGACUGAUGUCACAGAGACCUCCUCAGUGGAUGUGCUCCUCACAAACCUCAUCAGGGGGAAGCUGCUUCCCUCUGCUCGCCUCUGGAUAACCACACGACCUGCUGCAGCCAAUCAGAUCCCUCCUGAGUGUGUUGGCAUGGUGACAGAGGUCAGAGGGUUCAAUGACCCCCAGAAGGAGGAGUACUUCAGGAAGAGGUUCAGAGAUGAGAAGCAGGCCAGCAGGAUCAUCUCUCACAUCAAGACAUCACGAAGCCUCCACAUCAUGUGUCACAUCCCAGUCUUCUGCUGGAUCACUGCUGGAGUUCUGGAGGACGUGUUGAAGACCAGAGAGGGAGGAGAGCCUCCCAAGACCCUGACUGAGAUGUACAUCCACUUCCUGGUGGUUCAGUCCAAAGUGAAGAAGGUCAAGUUCGACAGAGAAGCUGAGACGGAUCCCCACUGGAGUCCAGAGAGCAGCAAGAUGAUCAAUUCUCUGGGAAAACUGGCCUUUGAUCAGUUGCAGAAAGGCAACCUGAUCUUCUAUGAAUCUGACCUGACAGAGUGUGGCAUCGAUAUCAGAGAAGCCUCAGUGUACUCAGGAGUGUUCACUCAGAUCUUUAGAGAGGAGAGAGGACUGUACCAGGACACAGUGUUCUGCUUCGUCCAUCUGAGUGUUCAGGAGUUUCUAGCUGCUCUUCAUGUCCAUCUGACCUUCUUCAGCUCUCGUGUCAAUCUGCUGUCAGAACAAACAACCUACAAUUGGUUGAAAUCCUGUAUAUUUAAUCUUGAACCUAAACAUCUCUACCAGAGUGCUGUGGAUAAAGCCUUUCAGAGUCCUAAUGGACAUCUGGACUUGUUCCUCCGCUUCCUUCUGGGUCUUUCCAUGGAGACCAAUCAGACUUUCCUACGAGGUCUGCUGACACAGACAGGAAGUUACUCACAGACCAAUCAGGAGACAAUCCAGUACAUCAAGAAGAAGAUCAAUAAGAAUGUGUCUCCAGAGAAAAGCAUCAAUCUGUUCCACUGUCUGAAUGAACUGAAUGAUGAUUCUCUAGUGGAGGAGAUCCAAAAGUCCCUUAGAUCAGGACGUCUCCCCACAGAUGAAUUGUCUCCUGCUCAGUGGUCAGCUCUGGUCUUCAUCUUACUGUCAUCAGAAAAAGAUCUGGAGGUGUUUGAUUUGAAGAAAUACUCUGCUUCAGAGGAGGCUCUUCUGAGGCUGCUGCCAGUGAUCAAAGCCUCCAACAAAGCUCUUUUGAGUGGCUGUAACCUCUCAGAGAGAAGCUGUGAAUCUCUGUACUCAAUUCUCAGCUCCCAGUCCUCUAGUCUGAGAGAACUGGAUCUGAGUUACAACAACUUGCAAGAUUCGGGAGUGAAGCUGCUGUCUGCUGGACUGAAGAAUCCUCACUGUGACCUGGAGACUCUUAGGUUGUCAGACUGUCUAAUCACAGAGGAGGGCUGUGCGUUUCUGGCCUCUGCUCUGAGCUCUAACCCGUCCCAUCUGAGAGAUCUGGACCUGAGCUACAAUCAUCCAGGAGACUCAGGAGUGAAGCUGCUGUCUGAUGGACUGCAGGAUCCGGAUUGGAGACUGGAGACUCUCAGGGUGGAGCCUGCUGGAGUCCGAUGGAUGACACCAGGUCUGAGGAAGUAUUCCUGUGAACUCACAAUCGACACAAACACAGUAAACGAAGAACUCAAACUGUCUGACAACAACAGGAAGGUGACAUAUGUGUGGGAGGAGGUUCAGUCAUAUCCUGAUCAUCCAGACAGAUUUGACUCUGCUCCUCAGCUGCUGUGUAGAACUGGUCUGACCGGUCGCUGUUACUGGGAGGUCGAGUGGAGAGGAAGAGUUGAUGUAUCAGUGAGUUACAGAGGAAUCAGGAGGAAAGGAUUCAAUGACUGUUUGUUUGGACACAAUGAUCAGUCCUGGAGUCUGAGAUGCUCUGAUGAAGGUUACUGUGUCCGUCACAAUAAGACAGAAACAUACAUCACCUCCUCCUCCUCCUCUGGUAGAGUAGCAGUGUAUGUGGACUGUCCUGCUGGCUCUCUGUCCUUCUACAGAGUCUCCUCUGACUCACUGAUCCACCUCCACACCUUCAGCACCAAAUUCACUGAAUCUCUUUAUCCUGGGUUCAGGUUUUGGUACAAAUCUGGUUCCUCAGUGUCUCUGUGUCCUCUGUAGGACGGAGAGUCUCCUCCUGGUGGAGAACCUUCCUCUCUGCUCACCACAUAGUUCAGUGUGUACAGCUGAUGGUGGUUCAUUUCAUUUUAUGAUAAUAAAAACCAGGUGAAAAGCAAAAUAUGAAUGUAAUAUUCUUUUUAAGCAGAUUAUAACUUUAAAUCUUUCCGAAUCUGUUCAGUGAAAUAAAAUCUAAUUUCACACAAUCAGGUUUUGUUCUAAACAAAAACCUUUUUAAUGAUUCAGCAAACCUCUAAAGAUUUAAUGACAGAUGAUAUUAGGUACUUUGUCUUUAUUAAUGAUUGAAUAGUCCAACAUUGACUCCAUGUAUUACUUCA